This is a messenger RNA of Ruditapes philippinarum (Manila clam), 4960 nucleotides long. RefSeq names its product hephaestin-like protein. Gene Ontology annotation, biological process: iron ion transport. Gene Ontology annotation, cellular component: plasma membrane. NCBI's taxonomy places the organism in Eukaryota, Metazoa, Mollusca, Bivalvia, Venerida, Veneridae. The transcript has 16 exons. The coding region runs from base 172 to 3417 and encodes 1081 amino acids. Gene Ontology annotation, molecular function: copper ion binding; oxidoreductase activity. The record is from RefSeq and is a predicted model, not a curated record.
AAUCUUUCCCAUUAAGGCAAUAAUAUAUAUAAUUGAUCAAUGAGAAACUUGAAUCAGUAGUUUGGACACAUCUACAUUGAUAAGUGUAAUUUUGUUUGUGAAAAACUGUUCUGCUGUUUGAGAGAAUAAAGAAAAGAUAUACAUGUUAUUAUUAUAAUAUCUAGGGGAGAUAUGCAUGUUGCUAUGCUGACCAUUUUCUUGGGGUUGUUGAUGUUAACAUCGACUGCAUUAGGCAAAGAUUGGCACUACUAUAUUUCUGCUGAUGAGGUCGAUUGGAACUACGCUCCGUUCAACGCAAAUCGUGUCACUAACGACAAUAGUGCUGCGUUCGAGUUUAUUGAAAACCGUGAUGACAGGAUCGGGAGUAUAUAUACAAAACUUAUUUACCGGGAAUAUACUGAUGACAGUUACUCCGUGCUUAAACCGGCGCCUGACUGGGCCGGAUUCUGUGGACCUCUUAUUAAGAGCACCGUAGGUGACACCGUGUAUGUCCAUUUCCGUAAUAACGCUCUAAAUAUCAAUAGACGUUUCAGCAUGCAUCCACAUGGCUUAUUCUACUUGAAGGGAAAUGAAGGGGCAACAUAUUUAGAUGGAACUAGCGGGACGGAUAUAGAGGAUAACGGUAUCUUACCUGGUGAAAACUUUACUUACGUUUGGAUAGCCAGCAAGCUGCACAAACCAGACAGUAACGAUUUUCAUGAUCACUGUGCUGCUUUCACCUACCACUCUCACGUCCGUGCUGGGUUUGAUGUAGACACUGGACUGUUUGGUGUUGCUCUUAUCUGCAAUCAAGGGACUCUCGAUAAAAAUGGCAAUCGCAAGGACGUAGACCGCGAAUUAUACAUGUAUGCAGAUCUUAUGAUAGAGGGCAACAGUUGGUAUAUUGAGCACAACUUGCAGAAAUGCGGAAAUCCGGCAUUGUGCCAGAGUCUUUUUGACGAUGGAGACGAUGAUUUUGCAAAGAGUAACGAAAUGGCUCAUAUAAAUGGAUAUGUGUUUGGCAAUGGUCCAGCUUUCCCGGCAUAUGAGGGGGAAAAUGUUGUUUGGUAUUUCAUGUCCAUCCAGCGUGGAAUACAUACAGUACACAUCAGCGGACAGACAAUGGAAAUUGAAAACUUGAGAACGGAUACCGUUGACCUGCAUCCCGCGAGCGUUUAUUCUGGCUUUAUGACACCGGUAAAUGUAGGACGCUGGCUUAUUUAUACCAGAAAUCAGGAGUUCUUUGACGAUGGAAUGCAAGCAUUUUUUGACAUACAGCCUUGUCAAGGACAGGGCAACAUUUGUACAAAUACUGGAAAUGGUGAAAAUAUUCGGACUUACUUUCUUGCAAUUGAAAACGUUUAUUGGGAUUACGCACCAGAAGAUGUCACUCAUCUUGAUUCCGAGAUUUUUCUUCAAAACGAUACAAAUCGUAUUGGAAGUAUAUAUAAAAAGGCGGUAUUUGUUGAAUACACAGACGGAACAUUCGGUACAAAGAAAGAUCGCGAGGUGCAUUGGGGUUUGGCAGGUCCACCAAUAAAAUGUCAUGUUGGUGAUCAUGUUAUUGUACACGUUAAAAACUUUGCUGACAGAACUUUCUCUUUUCAAGCUAAUGGAGUAGCAAUGACAAAAUCGAAUGAAGGGAUGGUUUACAAUAAUGAGCUGUCAGUACUAAGUGGUUUGGUUGUUCCUCCAAAUGAAGUGAAGACAUACGAGUUUGAUGUUCCAGUAGAAGCAGCACCAUUAGCUCAUAACGAAGAUUGUGUCGUGUAUAUGUAUAAUUCUGCCGUUGACUUUAAUAAAGAUAUACAUACAGGUCUAAUUGGUCCUUUGCUUGUAUGUAAAGACAGAACUCUUGCGGAUGACGGAAGCUUGAUUGGAGUGGAUAGGGAGUUCUAUUUACACUGGAUGAUUUUUGAUGAAAACUUGUCUUGGUACAUUGAUGAAAAUAUCGCUACAUUUAUAACAGCUGCUGUUGAUAAGAAUGAUGAGGACUUCCAGUUGUCUAAUCAAAUGAGAGCCAUCAAUGGGAGGACAUACGGCACACUUGAAGGUUUAGAUAUGUAUCUUGGAGACAUUGUUGCGUGGCAUAUAUAUGGCUCCGGAGGUCAGACUGAUCAUCACCAUGUUGUAUUUGAGGGUAACGCAUUCAAUGUUGAUGGUCGAAAUUUAGAUACGUUUUCAGUAUAUCCUGGGACUGGCCAAUCCCUCAUCAUGAUUCCUGAUCAAAAUGGUCACUUGUUGAUACGAGAUGGUCAGAUAAGUCUAACAUAUGAAGGCAUGUAUGCUUGGUAUAAUGUAAUGAUGACUACUGGAACAGGAUACGUGAGUCUACAGGACGGAGUACCACCAGGUCUACUUGGUAUAACUCGCACAUACUAUAUCGGUAUCGUUCCCAUUCUCUGGGAUUAUUGUCCAGUCAAGAUCGAUCCUGUUGACGGAAGUUCGCUCCUGGAUGAAGAUGCUACAGGCUACAUUUUUGUGAGAAACGAUGCCCCGUUUCUCGGAACCCAAUAUCAUAAGUAUGUCUAUAGGGAAUUUACAGACAGCACUUUCACUACGCAGAAGACCCGAAGUUUUGAUGAAUUGCAUCUAGGUUUAUUAGGACCAAUGAUACGAGGGGCAGUUGGAGAUACUAUUGAAAUAGUUCUUCAUAAUUUUGUCAAUGUUUCUCUCAAUAUUGUCCCAAAACAACUCGUUUUCGAAGACGGGACUCCAAUAACAAAUGCUCCUUCAACUGAUCAAGGUCAAACCAGCACGUAUCGUUAUUUCAUACCGGAAAGGUCCGGCCCAUCUCCCGACCAGCCUAAUUGCAUAGGCACAUUAUAUACCUCAAGAACAAAUCCUUUAAAUGAUGCUUACAGUGGGCUUCUGGGAACAAUGAUAAUUUGCAAACGUGGCAAGCUUGAUGGUGCAGGGAAUAGAAAAGACAAUGUAGUGAAGGAGUUUGCAUCUGCCUUCGUGAUAUGGGAUGAAAACUUAAGCCAUCUCCGUGAUGAAAAUUUUGUAGGCGUCACAGAUGCACAAGCAAGUGAUGGAGAUUUCAUUGAAAGCAACCUCUUCCAUUCUAUUAACGGCUAUAUCUAUGGAAAUCAACCUCUUAUUGAGUUCUGCGUGAAUGAAAAUAUUGCUUGGUACCUUUUUGGUGUGGGGUCAGUAGAAGACGUUCAUACUGUUCAUUUUCAUGGGCAGCUUUACGUUCGUAGAACAAUAGUCACUCAAAGAAGAGAUGUGGCGGAAGUCUUCCCUGAAGUUGCUGCAACUAUUGAAAUGACUGGAUACAAUCCUGGCAUUUGGCUAUAUCACUGUCAUUUAGCCGCCCAUGCUGAUGAGGGGAUGGAGUCCGCAUACAGUGUCUGUCCGGCAGAUGCAAGACGUCGCAGGUCCAGUAUGGGCGCACUUAAGCAUUUGGACAAGAGAGCUUCGGAUAAGCAAUAACGACUUAAUUGACGGAGAUAUUGUUGUUGAAGAGGAAAUUUUGGAUGGAAAUUUGAUGAUGAUUUCCAGUCAGUCAUAUAUUUGCUAUAAACCAUUUUUCUUUCGUUUAAAACUCUACUUUUAUGUUAAUUUUACCAACUCUCAUGGACCUUACGCAGGAAGCGCAAUAACUGUAUAUAUUAUAUAAAAAAUAUGUUAUGUAAAAUCAGUUGAUGUAUCUCAUAUUUUACCAUGGUGGUUAUGUCCCUUUGUUUGCUUUACUCUUAAUUUAUGUUUUUUUAUAACGUACGUUGUUAGAUUGAAGUUUAUUUUAUGUAUGUUUCGUUUAGUAAGCCGUGAUGCACCGUAUACAGCUUAUGAAGCGAACGCAUAACAGAAAAGUACCAAAUUACAUUUAUAUAAGGCAUCAGGUAAUAAUAUACGUUGAUUAAAAACGUACAUGUAUACACAGCUCACGGUCAGUUAUGUAUUCGUAAGUUGACAAUGUAUACAGUUUACGUAUACUUACGUACACGUAUACAUUGAAUAUGUUUAGGUCAGUAGAUCAAAGGUUCAAGUUCACUUUAACCAUUGCUGCAGUCUUCAUAUUAAGCUUUGAUGUUUGUCAGAAAGGUUAGUGAUGAUCAGAAAAUUACCCUUAGUGUUUCUUUUGUUGUAAAAGUCACGGUUGUGACCGUACUCUUUGUCGUAGAAGCUCCUGUCGAUGUUGGAGUCGUAGGUUUACUAUAAGUCGAAGAAGUCGUAUUCUAAGUCGAAGUCGUCGUCUAAUAUAACGACUUGUAGUCGUAAAAGUCGACAUAGUCAAAGGCGUGUCUGUAGUCGUCGGCAUAGUUUGGUAAGUCAUUAUCUUGGUAGUUGUCGUAGUCCUUUUCCUUUGGAAAAGUCGUAGCUGUACGUUGUCGUCGUAGUCUACUUCAAAGCUGAACUCGUAGUUGUAAAAGGUAGACAUAGUAGUGAUAGUAGUAGUGUAGCUGUACUCGUGAACAUCAAAGUAGAAAUCCUCAUUCUAGUGGUCAUAGUCAUUGUCGUUGUCGUAGAUGUCGUAUACGUAAAUGUGAUCGCACUCGUAGUCGUUUCCUUGAGGACAUAAUGAUGAUUACCGAUUGGCUACCUAAAGACGGCGGUAUGCAGCAUCUUCACGUAUACAGGUAGCAGUAAGCUAUAUUUGGAUUAAGCUGUCUACGAUGUUAUAAUGAUCGAACUAUACAACUCAAGAGUAAGCUUAAUACAUCGUAAGCUGUAUACGGCGCAAAACAGCUUCUAUGGAAUAAACAUUGUCUGUAAUACUGCAGAUGCUCUUCAAAUGUGAAACAUUAAACUUGUUCAGAUAAUAUUUUUGAUGCAUCUAAAUUAGUCAAUAUCAUAUGACAUAAUUCUGUUUAACAAAUAUUUUAGUUUGUACAUACAUCUACAAAACUGUAUAUUGUUUUUUUUGUUUGUUGUUGUUUUGGUCUAUGGAUACUUUACAAGCUAUUCCACUUUAUUGUAUAUAUUGAUAUUAUAUCAGUGUGCAUUAUGUUAAGAUUAUUUUAUUUCAAUAAAG